Molecule: messenger RNA, 2046 nt
Organism: Cinclus cinclus
Lineage: Eukaryota; Metazoa; Chordata; Aves; Passeriformes; Cinclidae
Gene: C23H1orf167
Product: chromosome 23 C1orf167 homolog
Exons: 12
Coding region: 1-1737 (578 amino acids)
Source: RefSeq, a predicted model, not a curated record
AUGCUGUUCUCUGAGGACCUCUCAACAUCAUCUGGCUUCUACAGCAGUGCACCAGCUACUCUGACCUCUCAAAGCUCAUUGGAAAAGGAAUGCAGUCUUAGUGACAGCAGCCAGCAUGGCUUCUCCUCCCUUCUGACUGCUGAAGAUAUCACACACGUGUCAUGUCACAGUUCUUUCCUGCAACUCCACCAGUGCACAGAGCUGCCAGCUGAGCUGGGUGGGGAGCUGUGCUUGCAGACCUCCUUCCCUGGAUCUGGAAGAAAUUGGUUUGUGGGAAAUCCGUUCCAGUCUUUGGUGCUGCAGAGUCCAGAUAAUAAUUCCCAGCCUCUUACCAGUUACUCUGCAUGGGAAGAGGGCUGCAGUUCUGACAAGGAGGUGAAGAGUUGCUGGCAGCAAGCAGAGAAAUACUGCCUGCAGAGGUGCUUCAUUGUCUGGUCAGCUCAAACUCAACAUCGUGUCAAGGCCCAGCAGUACUGCAGGCGCAUUCGGCUGUCUCGAGCCUUUCUCAGCUGGCACCACUGGGUCAUGGAAUAUAAGAACCAAAAAGCAGCAGCAGCCCUAAAGCAUGGAGUUCAUUGUUCCCAGAUGGCUUUCAGCCUGUGGAAAAGGAGACUGGCCCAGAAAGUGGAAGUUGACCGGAGAUUCAGGUCUCAUGCUCACCAGAAGACUGCUGAUGCUCUGUGGCGUUGGCAUUCCUGCUGGCAAAGGAAGCGUGCUCUGGGAGAUCUGCAGCAGCAAUGGGCUUGGCACAGCUGCCAGAAGAAGAAAAGGCUGGUUCUGCAGACAUGGUAUUACCAAACAAGGAAGCAGAAAUAUGCUGUUUUAUUCUGGGAACGUUUUCUCCUGCACAGGUGCCUUGUCGCUUGGGCCCAGGUCACUGCAUGUAGACAGAGGCAGCACGAAGCCCUCUCUUACUUUAAAAGAGUCAGAGAGCACCGUCUCCUGGUUGUGAGCUUUACUAAGUGGAGGGACAAACUCUUGAGAGCUGAACAAGUGCGAGGAGGGAGAAACCACAAGUGGCAGGAGCCCUCUCCAGGUAAAGCCUGUCACCGCUGGCGAGUGGCUGCAAGAGGACAGCAAGCCCUGCGCCUGGGAUCGGCGGCUACUGUCAAACAAGCCUGCAACUACUGGACCAGAGCAGCUGCCUUUUCCCAGUGCUUACGGCAGCGCAGUACCCUCAUAGGCAUUAGGAAAAGAAGGAAGAUGUCUCUGUCUUGGUCCACGAGAGGCAGAAGAGGCAGAGAAGAUUCAGCAGCAACUGGACUUUUUCCCAGUGCCAUUCAGCGUUGGCUGGUGAUCUACAGGAGCCAAAACAGGGCUGAAAGGCUGCUGGAGAGACCUGGUGUAGUAGGACCCUCUCGUGCACAUGUAAGGAUCCAGGAGAACACAGCAGAGGUGGACUUGGAGGAGUGGGCUAAGAAGUGGCUUGGGAGGAAAUAUCUGAGGUGGUGGCAUCACACAGUGGUAAUGCGCCGGUGCCAGCAUGACAGGAAACUGCUCUGUCUGGCAAGGGGAUGGCAUCAGUGGAGGGAAGCCAGCAGGGUGGUGAUACUGGCUCAGGUGUUGGACCAGCAGUGGCUGAUAGAAAAGGCCUGGAGGGUGUGGAGACGAAGAUAUUUGCAAAGCUGUGUGGUGCAGAAUAUUCUAAAGGAGGAAGCCAGGAGCCUCCUGUCUCAGGCCUUUGGAAGGUGGUGGCAGCUCACAGCAUUCCGGCGCAAGGACAAAGGAUCCUGCUGAAUGGAGGAGGCCUGCCUGCAGCUGCUGCUCAUUUCAGGGCACGUGGAGGAUAUGGUGUCUGUCACAACAAAGAGCUGGUCCUGUGCCAUCAACAAAGAGAACACUCUGCUCUUAUAAUAAAAGCAGUGCUUCUGGACAGAAGGAUGACAGCCAAAGAACAACCAGGAGGAGAUGGUACCUAAUGAAAGGUCCUCUUUAAAGGACUUGUAUCCUACCUCCUUAGCAGCACAAAUGGAGAAGUUACAGUUUUCAGCUUGCAUUCUCUUCAUCUCUGGACCCUGCUUUUGCUGGAGUUCUGAUUAAAAGUCA